AUGGGUGGAAUUCGAAAAGCCUCGCGCCCUCUUCGACGACCAGACUUUCGAAGCAGAUUGCAACGUGCAUUGUCUUUGUCGUCCUUAGAGUCUGAGGAUACCGGCAGUGUGUGCUCCGCUACAGAGGAUACAACAGGGGACGAGUCACCUUCUCAGGAGGAAAACGACUCUGGCGACCAGCAAAAUAGUGACGCAGCUGAUGAGAGUGAGCAAGAAGCUGCACGACAGCGGAGAACUGUGUUUGGACAUGAAACGGAUUUGGAAAUACGUGGGCAAACUCAGCUAUCCGGAGACAGCAAUACGGUUGCUCUUGAAUGCCUGACGGAGUCUAUUGAGCGCUCAUCGCAUGACCAAGUCACCUGGAAUGAAACCGUUCGCAACGAUCUGGUUGACAUCUUGGGCCGAUUGGCAAUCGUCGAGACUGAGGUACAGAAGGUGACCGGACAGGGUACAAACAAAUCUACAGAGGGCCAGAAGACUGGGCGAUCCAUGCGUCGGCAGCAGUGA
This is a messenger RNA of Penicillium salamii, 507 nucleotides long. The record is from the annotation of a GenBank genome assembly. Lineage: Eukaryota; Fungi; Ascomycota; Eurotiomycetes; Eurotiales; Aspergillaceae.